Messenger RNA from Acanthosepion pharaonis, 1596 nucleotides. Lineage: Eukaryota; Metazoa; Mollusca; Cephalopoda; Sepiida; Sepiidae. The record is from the annotation of a GenBank genome assembly.
AUGCACUCGUUACUGCUGGGACUCGAAAAGUUUUAUGCGACCAAUUCAAACAAAGCUUACAUGAAUGGUGAUGACCAAGAACUUUCUGAUUCUUAUGAGGACUCAAAUAUUCCAAAGAAAACAGAUCUCUUAUCUCAGACAACCACCAGCGUUACGAAUGCUAAGAUUGUGGAGAGACAAUACCAACAAGCAGACGACAAUGAAAAGAAAUACCUUAGAUCUACAUGCAGUGAUGAUCCACUGGAUAUGCCCUAUUUGAUGAAUAUUAUGACUGAACCUCAAAUAAAUAUCACGCCCAAGUUUGAUUCUAGUGUUGUGAGCUACGAAGUCAGUGUGCCUUACGAAAUCUUACUUAUCAAAAUUUGGGCCUUCGCUCGAAGCUGCCAAUGUGAAGCCAGGAUGGAUGACAAAUUCGGUGUAUCAAGACCCGCCAACUACACCCUCGGGGUAGGCACCAACCGAGUUACUUUAGUGGUGGUAGAUGUUACCCAUCCAGAGCCCUUGGUCGUGAAUACAUAUAUUGUUCAUAUCCAUCGUCGAACACUUCUUGGUACUGAGUUCAACAAAGAUCACCCCCACUCUGUCUGCAGCCUCAAGCAGGACUGUUCGUUGAAGUUUGUCCCAAACAUCGAAUGUGGUCUUCAAAACACAGCCUUCGAUUCUUGGUCAGACCUGUUGUCUUACAUUGCCAUACUGCCGCCCUGUGUGACCUCUGAUAUGCCAGGUCAGUGGGUGGUGCCGUGCAGUCAAUGCUCACCAAAUUCUCUCUGCUACUGGCAGAAAGCAAUAUGGCAGCCCAAAUCAUGUACUUACCGAUGGAUCUCGAGAAACAAAUUAACGAAAUGUUUUGCCCGAAAAAAGAUACUGUUCCUAGGUGACUCAACCAACCGUGGUAUUAUGCAUUACCUGUUAGAACAGGUAAACGGAACAUUGCAGGAAUGGGACAAGACCCAUGAUAUCAAACUCUACAGCAAUCUCAAUAAUCAUAAGACCAGCAUGAGCUUCGCCUACUACCCUCAGUUUUGGCUCCCUACUGACCAUCGACCAACAUUUGACAAGGCAUUCUAUCAGCUCGUUCGCAAAAACUUACCGUUGGAGAACAAUACUAACACGGCUUUAGUGAUUGGCGGUGUUCAUUGGCUAGACAAGCGACAUGUAGAUAUAAUCAUGAGAGGGAUCCAAAGGGAAGGUCUGACCGGCAUCAAGUUGAUAAUCAAAGACCUAGGUGCAGGCUUCCAUCAACCAGUCGAAGGGCUCCACUGCCUUACUCAAAAAGAACAACAGAAAUUGCUGUUUCAUAAUAUUGCUUUGACAAGUUAUGCCCGCCAACAUGGCUUCCAUGUUGUAGAAACGUUUAAUAUGACGAUGGGGCGCUAUAAGGACUUUCUGCAAGGACAAUGCGCUUGCCAUUUCCACAGAGUUGUAGUUCAAAAGAAACAGAAGCAGAACUGUGGCCAUCGAUGCCCCAGUCAUCGUUCACAUCAGCCGAAGGUGUCGUCACCACCGUCAUUCCACGUAGAAGGGGAGAUAAAUGCUGUCUACUCAGAGAUGAUGAUCACUCAGAUCUGUUCACAUAUGAUCUAUGAUGGUGUAUGA